AUGUUCAACCCGCCUGCCCAUCCAAGACCUGUUCAAGACGGGACCGACAGCUUGCCCGACGAGGCUCACAGGUGGGCCGCUGAUCUCAGCGUCCAGAUGGAAAGAUGGAAAGCUACGGCCGAUGAGAAGUAUCACGGGCUGUCAAAGAAUCCAACAGAGCCAGCGGAUCAGUACCGACAUAGGCGCGGCGCAAAACCCAGGGCGCGGGUGCGCUUGGUUGAUAGACAGCCGCGUAUCAGACCUUCAGGAGAAAACGGUGAAUCAGAGCUAAAGGAAUGGAGACUGGGGUAA
Molecule: messenger RNA, 291 nt
Organism: Sporothrix schenckii 1099-18
Lineage: Eukaryota; Fungi; Ascomycota; Sordariomycetes; Ophiostomatales; Ophiostomataceae
Exons: 1
Coding region: 1-291 (96 amino acids)
Source: RefSeq, a predicted model, not a curated record